Molecule: messenger RNA, 2112 nt
Organism: Bufo bufo (common toad)
Lineage: Eukaryota; Metazoa; Chordata; Amphibia; Anura; Bufonidae
Gene: FIBIN
Product: fin bud initiation factor homolog
Exons: 1
Coding region: 361-987 (208 amino acids)
Source: RefSeq, a predicted model, not a curated record
GAGACCAAUGCUCACCACAGACAAGCAGUGUGUUACUCCCGCUGCUCCUUAAGAAGGCACUCGAGUCUGUUGCAUCUACAUAGGAACUCUUCAGGCUGAAUGCAGAUAAUAUUUAGUCUGCUAACCAAGAAGGAUUACAUUCAAAAAGGUUUAAGCUCUAAAGGUGCUGGAGAUCUGGAGACCACGGGACAAUAUUUCAUUUGGUAGUGUAAAUAUUAUCAGCUUGUGGAAUGUAAAGGGUGGAUCCAGACGUCAAGGAGGAAUAUCUGUUCAUGAGUAUAGCCUGGGAGUUAUAAUCCUUUUACUCCGGUGACACCACAUUGUCAUAGAAUACGGUAUUGCUUCUGGUGCCGACGAGACAUGAAACCUACAAUGAUUGGAUAUCAUCUCCUAUGGUUUGGAAUUUUGUGCAACCUGUGCUACGGUUAUUACAAUGGACCCCUCCAGCCUGAAAUGUCCAACGGGACUUUACACCAUUACUUCGUUCCUGACGGAGACUACGAGGAGAACGAUGACCCUGAGCAGUGUCAGAUGCUCUUCAGGGUGACGGAUGAAAGAGCAUGCCCUGGAGAUGGACAAUCUCUCUCCUUAAAGGAAGAAUUCAUAGUCAUCAAAAGACAGAUCGAAGAUGCCGAGAGAGUGCUCGAAAGCAUCACCAAAAGCAUAUCGUACGACUUGGAUGGCGAGGAAAGCUAUGGGAAGUAUCUGGGAAGGGAGUCCUCUCAGAUAAGCGAAGCCUUCUCCAACUCGGACAAAUCCUUGACGGAGCUCGAGGUGAAAUUCAAGCAGAGCCAGGAGAAUGAGAAGAACGAGUUGAAGGGGUUAAACGACGACUUUGUGGACAUGAUGAUCCACACAAGAGCCGUUCUGAAGGAAACAUUAGACGUCUCCAUGGGACUGAGGGAUAAGCAUGAACUUCUCUCUUUAACCAUUCGGAGUCAUGGAGCUAGACUAAGCAGACUGAAAAACGACUACCUGAAGGUUUGAACAUCUGCACUUUCUUGUCACUAAUUUAUGCAAGUUCUAAUCCUCUAAAACAUGAUUUUAUGAAGAAUACGCAUCGCUGUGGGCAGUGUUCUCGUAGCCAAAGCUAAGAUGGCACCGAGUGAUCCAGCAAAUGACUCCAAAUCUGAUAAUGACUUCCUCUUAUUGGAGGUGACACCAUGCCGCCCUCAUGGCUGACCAGCCGAUUGACUCAUUAAGUUCCAGUAAGAGCUGCUGUGCAGUGCUCUGCAGGUCCUCCAUGGUAAUGAAGGGGUUACAGAAAACUAUGACAUCAUCCAACCAGUUUACGGGGAAGCCAUAAAAUGCAUUGUAAACCAACCUAUGCACAAUUUUUUUUAUAUUUAAAUGGUUACCUUCUAUGUCAACAUUUUGGUUGAUCCUUUACAAAGGUGUCACAUGCUGGCAGAACCAUAGCAUCCUGGGAUCUGUAGUCCUUCCAGCAUUUAUUUAGAUAACUUAUAUAAAAAUUUUAUGAACAAGAUAUCCCCUCGUACUGUAUUAUUAUAGGUUCAGCUUACACCAGUAUAGUUUAUUUAUUUGAUCAGUAUCGCUACGUCAGUGUAAAUGAAUAUGCUGUAUAUAAGAAAUAUCCUAUGACAGAUCCGUAAAGCUUUUAUUUCUGUGUAAUGAACUCCUUGAGGUGAUUGAUACUUGUACAGCAGGGUGUUAUGCAUCAUAUGUGGCCGCUCUCAUCUAUGUGGAGUAAAAAAAAAAAAAGAGUACCGCAUUUCCUGAAAACAGCACCACUCUUGUCCAUGGGUUAUGACUGGUAUUGCAGCUCAGCGCACUCACCUGAAUGGAAAUGACUUGGGAUACCAGACACAACCCAGAGGUGCUGUUUCUGGAAAAAAAAAUACCCUGUUUUCCUGUAAAUCCAGAUGACCCAUUUAAAUAUAAUAUAUAUUAGCAUAGGGCUUCCUUGAUGAGUACAUCUAUUUUUUUAUUUUUGCAUGUUGUAGUGUUUGUUCAUGCCAGCAUUUCUUUAAAAUUUCAUAAGAAAAAAAAUAAACAUUUAAACUUUAAUUUGUAUGCUGCAUUUCAACUGUUAGGGUCCAUUCACGCGUCCGUAGAAUGGGUCCGGAUCUGUUCCGCAACGUUGGGGAACGA